AUGAUCAACGUCAUGCCAACUAUCGGCUGCGGCCGCCGCAUUGGGCUUGCAGCGCUGGUGGCGACUCUGAUGUUCGUCGCAGCCUUCGUGCCUCACGCUAAGGCUCUUCGUCUGCUGUCAGGCUCAGCAACCAACCCAGCGACCAGCGCUGAGCCAUGCACUGUGAACUGUGGAGAGAAUUCUCUACCCACCAGCGCCGAGCCAUGCACUGUGAACAACUGUGGGGAGAAUUCCUUCUGUUACAAGAAUGCAGCAGGGGAGGAUACGUGUGGCUGCAACGAUGGGUUCACCAUGACUGCCAGUAAUGGCUGCCAGGAAACCUGUUUGACCAAGAUGUGUGGCUUCUGGGAAGAAUGUGUCGACCAUGAAGGCGGAGCGACAUGUGAAUGCAGGAGUGAUUCCGUCAGGGUCGCUGGUUCUUGUGUCGAGGCAUGCGCUGUGAACAACUGUGGACAGAAUUCCGUGUGUUACAGGGACGCAGCAAUGGUGGAUACGUGUGCUUGUGACGAUAGGUACACCAUGACUGCCACUGAUGGCUGCCAGGCAUCUGAGCAACCAUCCGGGGCAUCUCCUCCGCCACCCGGGGCAUCUCCUCCGCCCGCUCUGCCUCCGCCUCCGCCUCCGAGUCAGGGGCACUUACUGUAUCAUGAGUGUGCCAACAGCAAUGACUGCCCCGCGUAUGCCGUUUGCACCGCCAGUUGGAAGUGUGAUUGUGAAACCGGCUUCGCAUGGAACGGCACUCAUUGCACUGAGGCAUGCACUGUGAACAACUGUGGGGAGAAUUCCUUCUGUUACAAGAAUGCAGCAGGGGAGGAUACGUGUGGCUGCAACGAUGGGUACACCAUGACUCUCAGUGAUGGCUGCCAGGACUCAUGUGUUUUGAUGGACUGUGGGCCCGGUAACUCGUGCGAGAUUGGAAAAUGCCUAUGCUUUAAUGGAUACACCUGGUCCACUGACGGAAAAACCUGCGUUGACCCUUGUACUAAUUAUUCUGGUUGUGAGCCGGGCGGCACGUGCAAGUUUGCUAAUGGAGUUCCGUUCUGUGUUUGCAACCCCGGCUUCACGCCGACUUCUGACAACCAAGCUUGUAUCG
Messenger RNA from Closterium sp. Naga37s-1, 1093 nucleotides. The record is from the annotation of a GenBank genome assembly. Lineage: Eukaryota; Viridiplantae; Streptophyta; Zygnematophyceae; Desmidiales; Closteriaceae.